AUGGACUCGAUGCGCAGUCUCAACACAUCUCUGCCGAAGACGAGACGGCAGCCAGACGUCCACCAAUCCUUCCGGACUGCCGCGUUGAAUGUCACGAAUCUAUACAAGUCGGCGCUUGCCGAUAUCGACAGGGCCCGCACCGACGGCUACCAGGAGGCUCUCGAUGAACUGCUCAACCUCUUAGACAAGGAGAAUAUCGGUGUGGGAGACGGAGAAGGCUGGCGGAUACGGCAGUGGGCAACUGAGCGGCUAGAUGGAGCUCUGCCUAAGCAGUCGAGCAGCGACAGCGAUGACGAGUAUUUGGACGAUAAGCGCGCCCGAAGCUCCUCACCCAUCAUGGAACGCCAUCUGAGCCCGGACGGCACUCGCACGCCAGACGCUGUUGUCGAUGCUCAACGAUGCGAUUCGGCGCCCGCGCCCGUUCAGAUGGAAGCCACGACCACCGAGGCCGACAUGACUCCUCUACACCACGUCUUCCAAUUCUCUGCACCUCAAGUCUACCCGACCGGCUCGACGAAUGAACACGCUGCCACCGAUGUGUCUGCUGCCGCCCGCCGUGCCUUUCCUGCCCCUCGCCGCCCCUCGAACCGGCCCUCCUCUCGAAAUCUGCAGCGGUCUGCUGCCCAGAAUCUUUUUCAACUGGGCAGCGGGGCAGGGCAGAAGCGACGGCUGAUGCAGGACUUUUUCAACAUUGACAGCAACAAUGACCGGCGAGACGGCUCGUCAGGUGGAUCAAAGCGAGGGCGCAUGUCAUAA
Molecule: messenger RNA, 756 nt
Organism: Cucurbitaria berberidis CBS 394.84
Lineage: Eukaryota; Fungi; Ascomycota; Dothideomycetes; Pleosporales; Cucurbitariaceae
Exons: 1
Coding region: 1-756 (251 amino acids)
Source: RefSeq, a predicted model, not a curated record